This is a messenger RNA of Phacochoerus africanus (Common warthog), 1551 nucleotides long. It is a transcript of the gene MRPL32, whose product is annotated as mitochondrial ribosomal protein L32. The record is from RefSeq and is a predicted model, not a curated record. NCBI's taxonomy places the organism in Eukaryota, Metazoa, Chordata, Mammalia, Artiodactyla, Suidae. The transcript is spliced from 3 exons. Bases 41 to 607 code for a protein of 188 amino acids. Gene Ontology annotation, cellular component: mitochondrial large ribosomal subunit. Gene Ontology annotation, biological process: translation. Gene Ontology annotation, molecular function: structural constituent of ribosome.
UGGGCCCCGGCCCGAUGGGCGUGGUUUUUGGGCGAGCAACAUGGCGCCCGCCAUGCUGGUGCUGGUGGUUCCGCCGUGGCCCGCAGCCCGGGGACUUCUCCGGAAUUGGUGGGAACAACUGCAACGGAAGCUUCAGCACAACCGGCUAGGCCUUCCCCUUCAUCCUUGGGGACCAGCAUUGGCAGUCCAAGGUCCAGCUAUAUGUACAGAACCAGCAAAUGAUACCAACGGAAGCAAGGCGAUUUCCAGCCUUUCGGAUAGUGUCUUUUGGAUGGCAGCUCCCAAAAACAGACGUAGCAUUGAAGUUAACCGGUGUAGAAGAAGAAACCCUCAGAAGCUUAUUAAAGUUAAGAACAAUAUAGAUGUUUGUCCUGAAUGUGGACACCUGAAACAGAAACACGUCCUCUGUGGCUAUUGCUAUGAGAAGGUGCGCAAGGAGACAGCGGAAAUCAGACGACAGAUGGGGAAGCAGGAAGGGGGCCCUUUCAGGGCUCCCACCACGGAGACCGUGGUGCUGUACUCGGGGGAGACACCCUCAGAGCAGGAUCAGGGCAAGAGGAUCAUUGAGCGAGAGCGGAAGCGGCCGUCCUGGUUUACCCAGAACUGACACCAGCCAUGUUUCAAGAGGAUAACGUCACAUGAGACAUUUCUCCUGAAAAAAAAAAAAAAAAGAAAGAUUCUUUGUUGGUUAUGUGGUUUUCUUGGCUAUUCUUCAUUUUUAUGCUUGUUUUUAAAUCAUCAAUAUAGUUGAAAACAUUCUUUAUAAGCAGGUAGUCUUUUGUGGGGAAUUUGAAGCUUAUAUCAGGAGUAACGUUUGCAGGUAUCGAUGCAGAGGCUCAGUGGGUCUGUGUGUCUAUUUCUAUUAUACUAUAAAGUUUUAUAAAACAAACAAAACAUUUCCAGGAUAGAAGAGUGAAGCUAUUUAAAAUUCAUAGCCAGCAUUACACAUUCGGGCUCUGGUUUUGUUUGCCAGUCGUUCUUCUGCACAAGAAUACUUAACACAAAUGCUUUUGUUUGGUUACAUCUAGAAAUGAGUUAUUUAAAUUCUAGAUAACCGUUUUUUUAAGAUGACAGUUGUAGCAGUCAGAAAAAGUUUGUUCUGUUUGUUUUUUUGUUUCAGCGAAUCAACAUUGCCUUCGUAUAUGGCACUUUAUAUGAACGUUAAUUGACUUAGAGGUGAGUCCUCGACAUUUUAUGUUAAAUCAGAAUGACGUUCAGAAUUCAUUAGAUGGUUCAUGAGAUUUGAACUUAAAGUUUUGAGAGUUUUUUUUUAAGGAGAAGUCAGUGAAUCCAGUAGCACACAGAAAAUAUACUGAGGGGAUUUCCCCUGCGUUUUCCUUCUAGUUUAUUUUACAUUUCCUUUUAGUUGAUUUUACUUUUUAUCAUUUUUUUAUUUCCAUCACCAUGGGCUUUUUACUUUGAACGUAAUUCAUUUCAUCUUUCCCUCUCCCUCCCCCAUUCCUGUGUCUACCCUGAGUCCAAGAUUUGCUGUUUCCUGCCUCAUUCAAAAAAAUAAUAAAAGUGAGAUAGUUUGUUAAAACACAAGGAGAA